Molecule: messenger RNA, 789 nt
Organism: Erigeron canadensis
Lineage: Eukaryota; Viridiplantae; Streptophyta; Magnoliopsida; Asterales; Asteraceae
Product: protein MIZU-KUSSEI 1-like
Exons: 1
Coding region: 1-789 (262 amino acids)
Biological process (GO): hydrotropism
Source: RefSeq, a predicted model, not a curated record
AUGAAGCAAUAUUAUGGUCUUCUCCCUCUCUCAAAACAUACCUCCAACAAAAUAAUCCCAUCCAACUACAUAGAUCAUCAACCCUUAGUCGGAAAAGGUUCUCCGAUAAGCCGUUACUCCAAAACUCGGUCGGGUUUCACCACACUUAUUCACUCAUUUCUCACUAUUAUAUCAAUCCCAUCUAUCCUUCCCACUUUCCGUUGGCCAACUCAAAUUUCUCUAACACCCUCCCUUAAUCGCAAAGUGACUUGCACAUUGUUUGGAAACCGUAGAGGACACGUAAGCUUUGCUGUACAAUACGAGUCACGAUCCGCCCCAUUAAUGAUCAUAGAGUUUGGUGUGUCAACCGCUUCACUAGUGAAAGAAAUGUCGUCGGGCCUAGUUAGAAUCGCGCUUGAGUGUGAAAAAAUCAAGCAGAUUAAAUCCCGGUUAUUGGGUGUACCUGGAGCUGGUGGCGACAGAUAUUGUAAGUUGUUUAAUGAACCUAAAUGGACAAUGUAUGUUAAUGGAAAGAAAUGUGGGUACGCGUCAUCAAGGGUUUGUUCGGAUUCUGACUGGCAUUUGUUGAGUAUGGUGCAGAGUGUGUCAGUUGGUGCCGGUGUGAUUCCGGUUGUAGAGGGUGCAAGAAAGAGUAAUGCUGGUGGUUGUAGGGACUCGGAGGGCGAGUUAGUGUAUAUGAGAGCCGUGUUUGAACGAGUUGUGGGUAGUCGUGACUCGGAAGCGUAUUAUAUGAUGAAUUUGGAUGGCAAUGGAGGGCCUGAACUUAGUAUAUUUCUACUUAGGCUAUAA